GUCAAGUUGAUGAUUGAACGUGGCUGACAGUCGCUAAUCUACUUAUCUAGUUUUAAUUAUCAGUAUAUAGUGACAAAACUGUGCAAUUAACGAGAAUCUGUGAUAUGAUAUGAAAUACAUGUAUUACUUUCCAAGUAAAAAGAAUCCUUCCACAAUCAAAUCUCUAAAAAAUGGCUUUAAAAAAGGUAAAAGGAAAUAUAGAACGAAUGUUUGAUAAGAAUUUAACAGAUCUUGUAAGAGGAAUCCGAAACAAUAAGGAAAAUGAGGCCAAAUACAUUUCAGAACGCAUGGAAGAUAUCAAACAAGAACUCAGACAGGAUAAUCUUUCUGUUAAAAGCAAUGCCAUUGCUAAACUUACUUAUUUACAAAUGUUGGGGUAUGACAUAUCCUGGGCUGGGUUUAACAUAAUAGAAGUUAUGAGCUCUAGUAAGUUUACUUUGAAGAGAAUAGGAUAUUUGUCUGCCAGUCAGUCGUUUCAUUGCGAUUCAGAGCUACUUAUGCUUACUACGAAUAUGAUAAGAAAGGAAUUAAAUUCCCAAAAUCAGUAUGAAGCAGGAUUGGCUCUAACAUCACUAAGUUGUUACAUAAGUACUGAUUUAGCCCGUGAUUUGUCAAAUGAUAUAUUAACAUUGCUCAGCUCUACCAAACCAUACAUAAGAAAAAAAGCUGUACUAAUGAUGUAUAAAGUUUUUUUGAAAUAUCCUGAUGCCUUGCGACCUGCCUUUCCUAGAUUAAAGGAGAAAUUGGAAGACCCAGAUCCAGGUGUUCAAUCAGCGGCAGUAAAUGUUGUGUGUGAGUUAGCAAGGAAAAAUCCCAAGAAUUAUCUUAGUCUUGCCCCAGUUUUCUUCAAGCUCAUGACAACAAGUACAAACAACUGGAUGCUUAUCAAAAUUAUAAAACUGUUUGGUGCCCUUACUCCUUUAGAACCUAGGCUAGGCAAAAAAUUAAUUGAACCCCUUACCAAUCUUAUACACAGUACGUCAGCAAUGAGCCUACUCUACGAAUGCAUAAAUACUGUUAUAGCUGUCCUUAUCAGCAUAUCAUCGGGGAUGCCCAACCAUGCAGCCAGUAUACAACUUUGCGUCCAAAAAUUGAGGAUAUUGAUCGAGGAUUCCGAUCAGAAUUUAAAAUAUUUAGGAUUACUGGCAAUGUCCAAAAUACUGAAAACCCAUCCCAAAAGUGUGCAGGCUCACAAAGAUUUGAUUCUACAAUGUCUAGAAGAUAAAGAUGAAUCCAUACGACUGAGAGCUCUGGAUUUGUUGUAUGGCAUGGUUUCCAAGAAGAAUCUUAUGGAAAUAGUCAAAAAAUUAAUGGUUCACAUGGACAAAGCUGAAGGAACUGUAUAUCGAGAUGAGUUACUUAGUAAAAUAAUUUUAAUAUGUUCCCAAAAUAAUUACCAGUUUAUCACUAAUUUCGAGUGGUACAUUACCGUGUUAGUGGAAUUGGCACAAAUGGAAUUUGGAUCCAAACAAGGUCACAUCAUUGGUGCACAAUUGAUGGACGUUUGUAUUCGGGUCCAAGCCAUCAGAUGCUUUACAGUAGCAGAGAUGGCUCAAAUAUUAGACAUAUACACUUCUACCUCCCAGUUUACCAUCAUGCAAGAAGUUCUCUAUGCAGCCGCGUGGCUUUGCGGGGAAUUUGUAGGAGAGUUGAAAUAUCCAGAACAAACUAUCAAAGCGAUGAUAAAAUACAAGAUGUUGCCGCAACAUAUCGAAUCCGUUUUCAUUCAAAAUAUCCUCAAAAUAUUUACGUUUAUCAUUCGCAAAUAUGAAAUGAAUGAUCAGAACGAUGACGCUCUUAGAAUAUGCGACUUGGUAUGCGACAAAUUGAACGAGAGCAUCAAAUCCGGUGAGCUGGAAGUUCAGGAACGAGCUAGCACGUCGCUGAUGAUUAUAAAAAUUGUAAAGGAAGAAUUUGCGGCAAAAAAUUCUACAGACAAUAACAAGAUUUUGGAAGAUGAUAGUAAUAAUGAAAUGAAUUUGAAAUCAGAAAAUAUACCAUUGAUUGCCGACGAAUUGGAAAGUUUAUUCAACGGGGAGUUGAACCCUGUAGCACCCAAAGCGCAGAGGAAAGUUCCUGUCCCAGAUGGUCUGGACUUGGAUGCAUGGAUCAAUGAGCCCAUCUACGAUACCGAUUCGGAUAGUGAGCCCGAAAUGAUGGAAAAUCUUUUUGUAAAAUCAGAAAAAACCAAGACGAUUUACUACCACGAACCUACAGAAGAAGAUAUCAAAAAGAGUCGCGAAGCUAGAAAAUGUGAACAACAAAACAAUCCGCACUAUUUGAAGAGCAACAUCUCGUUCGAGCAACCUAACGGUAACGGAGCCAGCGACACCUACGAAAACAUUCCCGUCGCCGAACUGAAUCUCAACGUACCGCUUAAAGUUUUGAGCCAAAAACGAUCUGACAAGUACCUUAAUUUGAAUGCCAAGUCGUCUAAGAAAAAGAGGAGUAAAAAGAAGAAAUAUAAAUCAGAUAGUUCUUCCGAUGAGGAAUUACACCCUGGACCUGUGAUAGAAAUUAAAAGAGACAUGGAACUUCCUGAAGGAGCCACCCUUUCCGAUGGAGACAGCGACCCUUCCCAAAAAGAUGACCCACACAAAGCGUUAGACAUUGAUUUAAAUCUACCAGCAUAUGACUAUUCAGCCAAACCGGAAACAAUUGAGAAUGCGCUGAGGCCCAAAAGAGACAAGAAACACAAGAAGAAAUCGUCAGAAAAAGAAAAACCUUAUAAAGGCAGUAAACUCAAACAUCUAAACGAGAAUACCACAAGUAAUAAAAUAGUCAAGGAAAAAUCUAGUAAAAAGAAAAGCGAUAGACAUAAAGAGAAUAAGGUGAUAAAGGAAACUAAAGAAGGGAAUUUGUUAGGUUUUGAUGAUGAACAUGUGGAGAAAGUGAAAGAGGUUAAGAAAGAGAAGAAGGAAAAGAAGACUAAAGAUAUAAAAGAAAAAGGUGAGAAAAAGAAGAAAAAGUCCAGUUCCGGUUACGAAGAAGCAAUUGGAAUUUCAACGCCCAGUAAAGAAUUUCAAUAGUUUUACCCAUUUUUAUUAUUUAUUGUUCUAAGUUCGUUGAAAUACUCUCUAUUUGAAAAGUAUAAAUAAAAAUAGCGCAGGUUAUAAUUUUAUGAAAAAUGGAAGUUAAAACUUUAUAAACAUAUUAUUACCAGGACUUCUUACACGGCUUAUAUAAACUUUUUUAUGUGACAUUGAUUUUUUCUUCUUUUGAAACAAUUUUUUACAGCUCUACGUUGACGUGAUAAGCAAUGGAUCUGUACUAAAGUUGUAAAACUAAGGUCCAUAUUUAUUAACUGAAUACAUCCUUGAACGAAAAUCGAAAUACGGGAAUUAAUAGAUCGAUAGUAGCAAAUCCUGUACUGUUCGUUUAUGGAUUUAUUACCCGUAUUACCUGGAACUAGAGCAAUUAUACCCGAACUUCGAUUUUCGUUCAAGGUUGCGCUUAGACAAGAUCGAGUUGGCCAAAAUGUUUAUAAAUACGAACCUUAGAUAAGUUUCUGAUCCAAACCCGAUUAUUUUUUACACUUAAUAAUUUUUUCAAUCAAAAUUAAUGCGGUCGCGGCCUAUAUAAUUGUGCAAACCGAAGCUGUCAUGGUGCGGACGUGGUUGCGGUAUUAUGUGACAGCAGACAUGCCUAUAGUUGCGGUCUAUGUAAAUCUAUGUGAGAUGGUUUCUAUAUGAGUACACUUAUUGUGGGGUUGUAAAAAAUGGCAAUAAUUCAUCAAAAAAUGAUAUUUAUAAGCUGUGUACGUUCUCCUUUAUUACAGACAUUGUCGAGUUUUUCGUAAUCGAGUAUUUAAAAUCAAUCGCGAUUCUUCGUUGAACUUAAGAAUUUGUGUAUAUUUCUUAACGAUCUGUAACUCUAAUAAAUGAAAGACUUAUUAAAAAUAAUAAUAAUACUGAAUUGCUUUAUAAUCCCUAUAGUUUAUUUAAAAAAAUGUAUAUUGUGAAAUGAGAUCAAUAAAUUAUAUUGUUU
Psylliodes chrysocephalus is the source of this 3987-nucleotide messenger RNA. Lineage: Eukaryota; Metazoa; Arthropoda; Insecta; Coleoptera; Chrysomelidae. The record is from the annotation of a GenBank genome assembly.